Molecule: messenger RNA, 903 nt
Organism: Alternaria atra
Lineage: Eukaryota; Fungi; Ascomycota; Dothideomycetes; Pleosporales; Pleosporaceae
Exons: 3
Coding region: 1-903 (300 amino acids)
Cellular component (GO): membrane
Source: RefSeq, a predicted model, not a curated record
AUGGAUCCCAAUGCUUUCACUGUGCCUUUCCAGGCUACCAAGACGCUUCGCCGUGACGUCUACCCUACUAUCGACCCCAAGAACCCCGAGUUGAGUGCCAAAGGCAAGACCAUCCUCAUCACGGGUGCUACAGGUGGACUUGGUGGUGAAGUUGCGCGAGCCUGGGCAAUCGCUGGUGCGAAAGGCAUUGUGCUUUCAGGCCGCAACAAAGAGGGCCUAAAGGAACCGGCAGAGGCCGUUGCAUCGCUCAGUCCUUCGACUGAAAUCCUUUGCCUGACUGCCGACUUGACCAACGAGGCUGAGGUUGAAGAACUAUUCUCCAAUGCUGUGAGCCAUCUCGGUACCGUGGACGUGGUAUUACACGCUGCUGGGAGCAUGGUUGGUGGACCGGUGGGCGACUUACCUCCCAACACUUGGUUCAGUGACUACGAGGUCAAUGUCAAGGGCUCGUACGUCCUUGCGCACUACUACCUCAAGGCUAUAUCGGCUGGUACGCUUAUCUUUGUCGGUACGCUGGGCGCCUCAUUGACGUUUACUGGUAUGAGCGCGUACUCUGGAAGUAAGAUGGCGUUGCUCAAACUGGCUGAGUACCUGGAUGCCGAGAGGCCGAACCUCCGCGUCUUUACCGUUCAUCCCGGGAUUGUUGCUGCGACAGAAACGCAGCGUGGCAUGGUUGUUGACUCGCUCACGCGGUUCGCGAUCGACAAGGGCAUACAGACGGGCGGGUUGUCCUUGUAUCUUGCCCGACCAAAGGCAGAUUACUUGAAGGGCUCCUUCAUCAGUGUGAACUGGAAUCUGGAUGAACUGGAGAAGCACAAAUCUGAGAUCACUGAGCAAAAACUCCUGAAGCUUGCUUUCCUUGGUGCUAAGUUGGGACCUGAGGGCCAUCCGUGGUCCGAGUGA